AUGGAGGACGCUGUAGAUGUCAAAGACGAUGUUGCAGGGUUCCGCAUGUUUACCGUCUACGACGGUCAUGCAGGAGAUGAGGCAGUGACUGUGGUCAAGAAGAUCCUGCCUGACAUCCUGGAAACUCAUCUUGAGAAAGACGGUGAUGUGGAAAAGGCUAUCUGCCUGGCCUUCAGGCACAUUGAUGAAGAGCUCGCACGGACGCUCUUGUCUGCAGCUGACACGCCCACGAAGGUGAAGAUUUCAUCCGGCACAGUCGCAUGCAUGGCGCUGAUGAAGGGCAAAGACCUAUGGGUGUGCAACCUCGGCGAUUGCCGCGCCGUUCUCUGCACGGGUGGCACCAAGGCUCAUGCUGUCUCCAAGGACCAUGCGCCAGACAAAAAUGCAGCUGAAGCCGAACGGCUUCGGACCCUCGGGGUUCACGUGAACGGCGGCUACGUUGGAGAUCACGUAGCCGUCUCACGUGCGUUUGGCAAUGUCGAGUAUGACAGCAGCGAGAAGGUCGCGGGCAUCAUCAGUGAGCCCGACGUCUUCAAGAUUGAGGUGGAUGACGAGGUCGACUUUCUUAUCCUGGCGUCCGAUGGCGUAUGGGAUCCGCUGAAGGACCAAUUCGCGGUCACGCACGCAAGAAAAGCUCUACGAACCACUGAGCAGCCAGAAGAUGCUGCGAAAGCCGUCGUCGAAAAUGCGGCCAAGGUCAGCGCAGCUGACAAUGCUGCCGCCAUUGUUGUGGUUUUUAAGUUUCCAGAGCCCUUGCCGAAGCGCAUUUCAAGGCCACGUGCGACUCUCCCAGGCUUGGACGAGCCUCCGCCAUAG
Symbiodinium pilosum is the source of this 816-nucleotide messenger RNA. Lineage: Eukaryota; Dinophyceae; Suessiales; Symbiodiniaceae. The record is from the annotation of a GenBank genome assembly.